Molecule: messenger RNA, 665 nt
Organism: Brassica oleracea var. oleracea
Lineage: Eukaryota; Viridiplantae; Streptophyta; Magnoliopsida; Brassicales; Brassicaceae
Product: germin-like protein subfamily 2 member 3
Exons: 2
Coding region: 9-665 (218 amino acids)
Biological process (GO): plasmodesmata-mediated intercellular transport; regulation of root development
Cellular component (GO): plasmodesma; cell wall
Molecular function (GO): manganese ion binding
Source: RefSeq, a predicted model, not a curated record
UUCUCGAAAUGGCCACUUCCAUGAUUUAUCUUUUUGUUACCAUCUUGCUUGUGGCCGCCCACACGGCUUUUGCCGAAUCAAACAUGCUCCAAGAUUUUUGUGUUGCUGAUCUCAAGGGUGAGAAAGUCAACGGAUACCCAUGCAAAGACCCAGCACAAGUAACACCAGAGGACUUCUACUACAUAGGCUUAGCUAAUGGUGCAUCCACCACCAACACCACACUGGGCUCAGCCGUUACAGGUGCCAACGUUGAGAAAAUCCCUGGCCUCAACACUUUGGGUAUCUCCAUGUCUCGGAUCGACUACGCACCACGCGGACUCAACCCGCCUCAUCUUCACCCCAGAGCUUCAGAAGCCAUAUUCGUCCUAGAAGGACGUCUCUUCGUUGGAUUCUUGACCACCGCUGGAAAACUAAUCUCUAAACACGUCAACAAAGGAGACGUCUUUGUAUUCCCUAGAGCUCUUCUCCAUUUCCAGCAGAGCCCUAACAAUGCUCCUGCUUCCGUGCUCGCUGCUUUUGAUAGUCAGAACUCCGGGGCUCAAGGUGUUGGACCGUCUCUGUUUGGUGCUAACCCUCGGAUUCCUGAUGACUUGCUUGCUAAGGCGUUCUAUUUAGAAUCACAGGAGGUCCAGAAGGUUAACGGUAAAUUCCCAGCUAAGAAAUAA